Messenger RNA from Abrus precatorius (Indian licorice), 2595 nucleotides. Its product is annotated as receptor-like protein kinase ANXUR1. The transcript has a single exon. Gene Ontology annotation, cellular component: plasma membrane; plasmodesma. Gene Ontology annotation, molecular function: ATP binding; transmembrane receptor protein tyrosine kinase activity. The record is from RefSeq and is a predicted model, not a curated record. Lineage: Eukaryota; Viridiplantae; Streptophyta; Magnoliopsida; Fabales; Fabaceae. The coding region runs from base 1 to 2595 and encodes 864 amino acids. Gene Ontology annotation, biological process: protein autophosphorylation.
AUGCAUGCUAGUGCAAAGAGUGUCUUGCUUUCCCUUGUUUGCAUCUCUGUUUUGGUGCAUGGGAUUCAUGCUGAAUGGAGAGAGGAGACAGGUUCUUUGGUCUUAGGUUGUGGGUUGGAUGAAGGAGGUGCCAAAGAUAAUGAUGGAAGGCAAUGGAGUCCUGACAACAAGUUUCUGGAGGCAAAUAGUGAUUCAAAAACAUCCAAAGCCUCAUACCAAGACCCUUCCCUUACAUCUGAGGUUCCAUACAUGUCUGCACGAGUUUUCUCAUCUGAGACAAAAUACAAUUUCCCUGUUCAACCUGAUAAGCGCUAUUGGCUCAGGCUUCAUUUUUAUCCCUCUCUUUACGGCAGUUUCAACCCCUCUGAUUCAUAUUUUUCAGUGACUGCAAAUGGGGUUACCCUCCUCUCCAAUUUCAGCGCUUCAAUCAUUUGUGAGGCCCUCUCACAAGCCUACAUCGACAGAGAGUAUUCCCUUGCUCCUUUGAAUACAGACACUUUGACCCUCACCUUCAAGCCUUCUGACAAGUCCAAUGGGGCUUUUGCAUUCGUGAAUGGCAUUCAGUUGAUCCCAAUGCCCGAGUUGUUUGAUUCCGCUGCAUUGGUAGGGAUGUCUGACCAAACCAUGGAUGUCAAGAGCUUGAAUUUGCAAACCAUGUUUAGACUUAAUGUUGGUGGACAGUAUAUAUCUCCUACCCAAGAUUCUGGCCUUACAAGGAUGUGGUAUGAUGACACACCUUACCUUUUUGGUGCAGCCACUGGUGUCACCAACCAGGCUGAGAAGGAUGUUUCCAUCAACUACCAGACCAUGCCACAGUACAUUGCCCCUCCUAAUGUCUACUCCACAUCAAGAUCAAUGGGGAAUGAUAAGGAUGUCAACAUGGGCUAUAAUCUCACUUGGAUGUUCCAUAUCGAUCCUAAUUCCAUGUACCUUACAAGGUUGCAUUUCUGUGAUUACUAUUAUUCCAAGAUCAAUGAGAUUGUUUUCAACAUAUUUGUCAACAACCAAACGGCACAAGUUGAGGCGGAUGUGAUUGGGUGGACAGGAGGCAAAGGCGUGCCAACUUAUAAGGACUAUGUGGUGUAUGUCCAAGGUGGGGAGGGUGAUCAGCACCUAUGGCUAGCUCUUCAUCCUGCACCUGAGACCAAGCCAGAGUACUAUGAUGCCAUACUCAAUGGGGUGGAGAUAUUCAAGCUCAAUGACAGAGACUUGUCUGCUCCUAAUCCUACUCCUUCGGAAUUGCUCCUCCAGCAGGAAGAGGAGGAUGCAGGUUUCACAAACAGCAGAGGAUAUCACAAGACUGCUGUUAUUGGUGGAGCUGCUGGAGGUGCUGCGGGUGCUGCCUUCAUGGCUGUAAUAUGUGUUGCUGUCUACAACAAGAAGAAGAGAGCACCAGGGUCAUAUACUCACACAAGCUGGUUGCCUCUUUAUUUGAACUCAAACGCGAAUAGCAGCAAAUCCACCUCGUGUGGGAAGAGCAUUAAUAGUGCCAACUUAUCUGCCAUGGCUCAAGGUCUUUGCCGCUAUUUCUCCUUACAAGAGAUAAAGAAAGCAACCAAGAAUUUUGAUGAGGCCAACGUUAUUGGGGUUGGUGGAUUUGGAAAGGUGUACAAGGGUGACAUUGAUAAUGGAAUUAAGGUGGCAAUUAAGAGGUCAAACCCGCAGUCAGAACAAGGAGUUAAUGAAUUCCAAACUGAAAUUGAGAUGCUUUCAAAGCUGAGACACAAGCAUUUGGUAUCCUUGAUUGGAUUUUGUGAAGAAAAUGAUGAGAUGUGCCUGGUUUAUGACUACAUGGCUCUUGGCACCUUUAGGGAACAUCUUUACAAGGGCAACAAGCCAAUGGCUACUCUAUCAUGGAAGCAACGGUUGGAGAUUUGCAUUGGAGCAGCAAGAGGGCUUCACUACCUUCACACAGGGGCCAAGUACACCAUCAUUCAUAGAGAUGUCAAAACAACAAACAUUCUCUUGGAUGAAAACUGGGCUGCCAAGGUUUCAGAUUUUGGGUUGUCAAAAACGGGUCCAAAUAUGAAUACUGGUCACGUUAGUACUGUGGUGAAGGGUAGUUUUGGCUAUUUGGAUCCUGAAUACUUCAGGAGGCAACAGUUGACUGAAAAAUCUGAUGUAUACUCAUUUGGGGUUGUUCUGUUUGAAGCCCUUUGUGCAAGGCCUGCUCUGAAUCCUAGUCUUCCAAAGGAUCAGGUUAGUCUUGCAGAAUGGGCAUUGCUCUGCAAGCAAAAAGGAACUCUAGAGGAUAUCAUUGAUCCCUGCCUCAAAGGAAAGAUUAAUCCAGAAAGCUUGAAGAAGUUUGUAGACAGUGCUGAAAAGUGUUUGUCUGAUCAUGGUGUUGAUCGUCCCUCCAUGAAUGAUCUAUUGUGGAAUCUCGAAUUUGCUCUCAACCUGCAAGAUAACGAAGGUGGUUCAACUCGCCCUGCACGUGUUGAAGAGAGUGAGUUUGAAGAAAUAAGCUUGGGGGACAACGACAUGGCAAACCAUUAUAAAAACCUGAGCCUUGGAAGUGAGCAUGAGCUUGACCAUGAUUCCAAUAUGAAUUCCAAUCCCACCUUCUCACAACUUGCCAAUCAAAGCGGCCGAUAA